AUGUCGUUGCCAAGGGGGUUCAAGUUUUUUUCUGUCACGGCUGGGAUGGCGACCGGGCUCAUCGCUAUACCACUAGCUGUAUCAAUCUCUAACUGCAAGCCAUACUUUAUGUUUGCUUGGGACCCAUUCAUCACAAAAUGGAACCAGUUCUGGCGAUUACCACUAUUGCAGCUUCAGUUUCAGAACCAGUCUGAAGUGACAAUUGCCGUGGUGAUUACAAUAUUGAAGUUGAAGGGAUUGGAAAGAGUCUAUGGAAGUUUAAAAAUGAUAAAGAUUCUCAUUCUACUUUAUUUUUACAACUUUGUGUUGACAACAAUAGUCUCCUUUUCUCUAUACCGAAGUAUUGGGUGGGAUCUUUUCAUUCCAUCUGGUCCUUUUGGAAUAAUAUUUGGGCUAUACUAUCCCUAUAUGAAAUACAUACCAGAUGUAUAUGUUGCUGAGUUUGAUUUCGGAGAUCUCGCUAGCUCUGGACCGUCUGGAAAGUCACUCAGCAUUUCCAUAAGUGACAGGUUCAGUUGCCAGAUACUCUAUCUGAUGUUGUUCUUCAGUGAGGGAGUACCUUCGAUGGUACUAUGUACAAUCGGCUAUUUCAUCGGUUACCUAUAUUUUCAUGACUUGGUACCUAUAACGGACUCUGCGUUGGGCUAUCUCGAUCCAUUGUACUACAAGCUAACUAAUAUAAAGGAGUACGAGUCUUCCGUUGGGGCCGCCAGAUUCAAUUCUGUACAGAAUUCUAGUACCAACGACACGGCUGAGAAUGAAUCACAGGCUAUCGACUUAGCCGACGAAGAUGCAAAUGGUACCAGCAGGGAGGAUACUCCUGUGCGGACCUUUGGGCAGCAGAUGCUAGAUUCUUUCAGAAGAUGA
Messenger RNA from Pichia membranifaciens NRRL Y-2026, 867 nucleotides. RefSeq lists its product as hypothetical. The transcript has a single exon. The record is from RefSeq and is a predicted model, not a curated record. The coding region runs from base 1 to 867 and encodes 288 amino acids. NCBI's taxonomy places the organism in Eukaryota, Fungi, Ascomycota, Pichiomycetes, Pichiales, Pichiaceae.